GAUUUCUAUACUUAAUAUUUUCUUAUCAUCACUAGCGACAGAACUAUUGUGAAGGUGUCUGGUUUCGGAUGAGUCCCUCCGAAUCGAUUUCUCAGUGCAGCACAAGAAUAAAACAGUAAACAGUCGUCAGUCGUUGAUGCCCUUACUCGUUAUUUUAAUACCCUGCUUGUAUUUACUAAUAUCCACCGCCUGACCUAGCCUAACAGAACCCACCGCCUCUAAGAUUUUUGCGCAAACUAGAAUUCCUCCCCGACACAUCAGAACUAACGAAAUGAGUAGCCCUCCCCUGUGCAACAAGUAGCAUUUAUCCAGUACACCAAAUUGAAUCUUCUAUAGGACUUUGAUACAGUGAAGCUUAAGUGUAACAAGAAACAUGACCAUGCUGCACUUUCGAUUACAUCUGCUGCCCUUUUUGGCAGCUUCCCAAGGUGUCUUUGGGGUCGAGUGAGCAUGGAUGAUCGGCUCGAAAACGAAGUACCACAACGACGCACGACAUGAGCACGAUAUGAGCUCCUACCUAGGAGCAGUUGCAGACGAAUUUCUAUCGCUUGACAAAGCACCGCAAGAGUUGAUGUUUUCAACUGCAGUUGAAGUAUCUGAAGGACGUUUUCUGGGGGCCCUCCAUCGCGGCCCAACGAACGUGGAGAUGAAGGCGUAGGGCAGUGCGAGGCUGGUUCUUAUAAUGUAACAUAAGAUGAGUUCGUAAUGCUCUUUCUUCUGUUUUAAGAGCCAUUUCGACAGAUUUUGGGAGAUAAAACGGAAGCUAUGUUGCAAAAUGAUUGGCGGUGCACAGAAGUACCUUCCACACAUUUGAUAUCUCAAUUUUGGACUUUCGCUCUCUCUGACCCUUCGAUGAGGAAAGAGUCCCAGCUUCAAAUCUACGAAUUUUUCUGACUCUUGAUGAGCAAAAUGAUGACGCCCAUACUGUCAUCAAUCCACGGAAUUUUGAAGGUCAUAAUAUUGACGCCCCCUAUGGAGUAUCUUUAGUCGUGCAACGUAAGCCUACCAAUGUAGUGUGUUUCUCGCGGUUAUCUUCUUAAAAGCCCCAUUAUUUCGUGAUAGUUAACAUCUCCUGUGGAAUAUGAUUUUUGACUCUCUAAGGUUCACGAGCUUACUUCGUGAUAGCUAACGGUAGGAGGUCUUAAAUCAGCUGCGGGCGUUUAUUAUCGGUUGUCUUCUUGCUAUCGGUUGUCUUCUUGCUAUCGGUUGUCUUCUUGCUAUCGGUUGUCUUCUUGCUAUCGGUUGUCUCCUUGCUAUCGGUGGAUCAUUUAUCACCUGGGUUGUUACCGUAUCGGAAUUUGUCACCCCAUCGACAUCUUGAAAGCUUUAAUCUUAUUCGGUUCUCCGUCGUUUUUUUUCUGGCGUGAUAAGUUUCGAUAUCUGUGUAGUAGGUUAUAGUACCUUCUUCCCCAAGUAGGAAUGGCUGUUUCGUUUGACAACAUUUUAUAAUGACAGGAUAGUAUGGUGGAGGAGAGCGUAGCGACGCGUGUGACCAUUAGAGGUAAAAUAUUUUUCAUAGUAGGACUUGUUCUUGUCGGCAUCCUCUCUG
Messenger RNA from Amoebophrya sp. A25, 1549 nucleotides. Lineage: Eukaryota; Dinophyceae; Syndiniales; Amoebophryaceae. The record is from the annotation of a GenBank genome assembly.